AUGUAUCCAGUCGAAAAGAGAAACCCAAUUUAUGAAGAGGGGCAUUCUUGGUCGAUGCGACCCUACGUCAUACAUUUAACAGAAGAGGGUUUGACCAUGGAACAAACUCGACAGGUUCCUUCCCAACAGAUCCGCUUCAAGUAUCGAGAAAAUCCAUUUGGAGGGUUGAAAGAGUGUGUCAUCAAAUCGCCAGAUCCGAACAAACAUUCACAGCAAAGUGUUGCCACGGAGAGGAGAGUUAAAGAACCGACGGCGAAAACUGGUUCACAGAAGUUAGUAACAAAUCGACGAGCUCAAACGAACAAAGCGACGAACGUUUUAAAUGAAAAUCAACUCAACAAUCCUACAUCUAGGCAAAGCCAAGGGACAAAACUCGCCAUGCCUAUUAAUAAUGUAAACAUCACCAAUGAAGUAAAGAUGUUGAAUACCCAAAAUCAACCCAAACCACCAAAGUUACCGCCGAGAAACAAAAAACCGGAAGUGGGUAUUGAGACCAUUAAUACUGGCGCUGAAACUACGAACGAGCAGACGGCAAACAAAAUGGCGUCCGACAAGAUGGCGGCAGCGUGUCAAGCCAGACGAAAAUCUAGAAAACGAUUGAAAAGGAAAACGUCCAUGGUCCAAGGGGAACGAAGGAUUAGCUUCAUGGAAAAAGGGUUAGUGGCAUGUGAGGAAGACUUCGUAGGAAGUAGUUAUUGUGGAGGUCAGGAGCAGUAG
Lottia gigantea (owl limpet) is the source of this 717-nucleotide messenger RNA. RefSeq lists its product as hypothetical. The record is from RefSeq and is a predicted model, not a curated record. NCBI's taxonomy places the organism in Eukaryota, Metazoa, Mollusca, Gastropoda, Lottiidae. Bases 1 to 717 code for a protein of 238 amino acids. The transcript is spliced from 2 exons.